AUGCAUCUCAUGUACACCAUGGACGAGAGCGGCAAGCGCAUCUACACCCUGAAGAAGGUAUUGCACGGCGAGGUCACCAAGUCGGCGCACCCGGCACGAUUCUCUCCCGACGAUAAGUGGUCGCGCCAGCGCGUCACCCUCAAGAGGCGCUUCGGCCUGCUACUGACGCAGCAGAAGAACAAGGUUGCUGAGAACUCGCGGUGA
Daldinia decipiens is the source of this 204-nucleotide messenger RNA. RefSeq names its product putative ribosome biogenesis protein nop10. The transcript is spliced from 2 exons. Lineage: Eukaryota; Fungi; Ascomycota; Sordariomycetes; Xylariales; Hypoxylaceae. Gene Ontology annotation, cellular component: box H/ACA snoRNP complex; box H/ACA telomerase RNP complex. Gene Ontology annotation, molecular function: box H/ACA snoRNA binding; telomerase RNA binding. The record is from RefSeq and is a predicted model, not a curated record. Gene Ontology annotation, biological process: rRNA pseudouridine synthesis; snRNA pseudouridine synthesis; ribosome biogenesis. The coding region runs from base 1 to 204 and encodes 67 amino acids.